AUGCCGAGGAGUUCUAGGCGAGGUAAGAAGCGGGAGCCACCUGCGUGGAAGAAAGCUGCUGGUGGAAAGGCGCCGGAGGGCGGAAAAGGUGGGAAAGGCGGGAAAGGCGGGAAAGGUGCGCCGCGUGUGGCCAUGGGCAAAGGUGUGGAUGUCGGUCGCGACCGCGAGGAGGAGCGGCGGGUACUGGCGCUGAGCAGCACGCCCUCGACGGUGCUGAACAGAAUUCUAAGCGUACUGGACCUCACGUUUGAGCGGGACAUAGGGAUGCUGAACGGCAAUUGCGUGCGGAAGGUACCUGACUAUGGUACGCUGGUGAAGCUGCGGGAUGAGCUUCAGAAGCUCCACCACCUGUUUGAGCACAUAUCGCAGUCCGAUCAGGCCAGUAUAGACCUUGUACGGCAGAUCAGGGAGAAGCGCAAGCAGGUGCGGAUCAAAGAGGAGGAAGAGCAGGAACAACAGCAGAAACACAAACUCAAAUUGAAGCUGAAGCUGAAGGAUGUCACGAAAAAGGACGCCAGUGCCACAGAUGACAAACCAGAACUUACUGAGGAGAGUGCAAAAGCUGAAAGUCCCGAGGCCAAGGAAGGUCCCGUGGAGGCAGAAGAAGACACACUAAGUAGGCCAAAACCCGACGACGUUGAAACAGUAGAGAUAAAUACACAAGUUGAAGAAACGAAGGUAGAGUCUGGGAAGGAUGAAGUAGAGCCAUCAGAGGAGAAAGACGCCGAAGUGAAGGACCCUGAAGCCACUGAUGAAACUAAAGCAGAGGAACAGAUAGACGAGACAGAGAAGCCUGACACGGUUCUGAAACGAACACAUUCAGAAAUAUCAAGCGAUGUUGAAAAUGUUGGUGAACUGAAAGUCGAGGAUGGACAGGAAGAGCCAGUUGAAGGGGAAGCACCUCCAAAGAAGAUAAAACUAAACCUUACAGAAGAAACGAAUGAUGCACAAUUUGGCAAACCGGAAGAAAACGAAGGCACAGAAGUGUCAAAGGAUGUUGAUAUAGAUAAGAUGGAAAACGAUCCAACUGUUAAGAACCCUAAGUCCGAGUUUGUAGUGUCGCAAACACUUCCUCUUGCGGCAAAAGCAUUAGGUCUGUUCAAUGAAGAAGGGCUUGAAUGUACAGGUGAGGAGUUCUUGAAGAAGAAGUAUAGUGUUGCCAGUUACCCAACAACUGAUCUGUCAGAUAAACUACCUGGUGAACUGCCCGAUAUGGACUUCUCAUGCCCUAAACCUACAAAUCAAAUCCAGUUCAAUACUUUCUUAGCAUCAGUUGAAAAGUUUUAUAGAGAAUUCUCGGAUAAUGAUAUCGGAUUCCUAGAAGGUAAGUAUAUUCUACCACAGAACCUUCAAGUCGAUAGCACUUAUGACCCGGAAGUUACACCUUAUAUUAUACCAAAGCUUGGACAACUAUACACUGAGAUAUGGGCAAAGGAAGAUCAGGAGAAAAAUAUUGGCAACACAUCACCUCCAUCAGUUACUGAUCCUUCAAGUAUUUUACCCAAAAAAGGGGCCGCCAACAUUAAUGAUACCAUAUUAGAGACCGAGGACGUGUCGUGCGGGCCUCUAGUUUCAAGACUAAUUUCAGCUAUAAUGAAAGAAAGUACACAGAAUAUAGAUUCUAACAUGGAAUCCGGCACACCUGGUCACGGUCUUGACGAGAUCAAAAGCGAACCGGACCAUGGCCUACCAGCUGACGACAAGGACAUCUCAAAGGAUAAUGACAAUGCUUACUCUGUAGAGGGAAACUCUAGCUUAGCUGCAAAUGCGGACUCUGUGAUGACCAAUGGUGACACAGUGGAUAACGAUGACCAUAAUAGUUGGGAUGUCAACCCUCUUUCACGCAGCACAACGAGUACGUUGCCUGCAGGAAACGGAUGGAAAAUCGAAAAUGUCAACAUAGAUUAUCCAACGUUUGAAGAGAGAUUGAAAAGAGAGUUGAAAUACGUGGGUAUAUAUAUGAACUUGCCCAAAGACGAGAACAACCCAAAUGGAGAAGAUCCAGAUUGGUUAAACGGUAGAGAAGACGAUGAAGUCAGCGCGGAGCUGCGUCAACUUCAGGCCACUCUAAAACAAGUCACAAAGCGCAACCAGUUGCGAAAGAAGAAUCUGAUACCACUCGUAGAGAGGCAACUGGCAUGGCAAGAGUACUCAUCCAUCCUAGAUGACUUGAACAAACAACUAGACCAAGCAUACAUCAAACGUAUCAGAGUACCGAAGAAGAGACGGAAACACCAUGGCAGUGCCACUUCAGGCUCCGCAUCGCAACUGGCUCAGCAGAAGGCUGCCAACUCCAGCUUGAAAGCAUUGUUGGACAAGAGACAGAGAUGGAUUACAAAGAUAGGACCCUUGUUCGACAGCCCCGACCUGAUGCUCAGAAUCCCCAAGGACAGCGUGUUCCCCAACCUGGACGCUCAGGACGACGACGACGACGACAUCGACGUGUUCGCGCAGAACAACAUGAACAAAGAAGAAGGACUGGAAGACUAG
Messenger RNA from Nakaseomyces glabratus, 2490 nucleotides. It is a transcript of the gene NGG1, whose product is annotated as histone acetyltransferase NGG1. Lineage: Eukaryota; Fungi; Ascomycota; Saccharomycetes; Saccharomycetales; Saccharomycetaceae. Gene Ontology annotation, cellular component: SAGA complex. Gene Ontology annotation, molecular function: transcription coactivator activity. Gene Ontology annotation, biological process: regulation of transcription by RNA polymerase II. The record is from RefSeq and is a predicted model, not a curated record.